Hansenula ciferrii is the source of this 3555-nucleotide messenger RNA. RefSeq names its product Hos4p (gene HOS4). The transcript has a single exon. Gene Ontology annotation, cellular component: nucleoplasm. Bases 1 to 3555 code for a protein of 1184 amino acids. Gene Ontology annotation, molecular function: protein binding. Lineage: Eukaryota; Fungi; Ascomycota; Saccharomycetes; Phaffomycetales; Wickerhamomycetaceae. The record is from RefSeq and is a predicted model, not a curated record.
AUGGGCAGCGAGGAGCAGGAUAAGCACCACAGAGAGCACAAACAGACACAGUCACAUGGUCAUGGGCAGAGUCAGCGCCCCGGCGUGGUGGGCCACCAUUCAUCAUCUUCAGGUGCUAGUCGAAGUGGUUCAACAUCAAGUUCAAACAUAUUCUCUCAUAAGGUUUCACCAUUUUCAAAGCAUCAAGUGCAUAAACCUAGUCAGGGGGUUAAUUCUGCUGCUAGUAAAAAUACGGAUUCUAAUCAAAAUGUACCGAAAGACAAUGGAGGUAAUAAUAACAUUAAUAAUGUUGACAAGAAUAAGAAGGAUGUGAAUAUGAUAGAUUCUCAAGAGGAUAAUAAGCAGAAUGAUGAUGGCAAGCCACGUUCAACUACUAUACAAAAUCAUCAUAUUGAUCAACAAUCACAAAAAGCCAAAUUUAUAGAUCAAAAUCCUGUGGAAUCCGUACCUCCAAAAACCAAAUCAUUUUCACUUUCCAACUAUUUAAAGAAAGUAAAAGAAGGUACAUUGGCUUCAGAGUCCAAAAAAAAUGAAGACGUAAACAAAGAUUUAGAGAAAGAUUUAGACAAGAAUGAACCAACAAAUGAGAAGUCAACUGAUAUAAAGGAAGAAUUCAACAACCAAGAUGUGCCCAAAGAAGAUCAAAAUCAUACUGAGUUGAAAGAUAAUAAAGCUGAAAUUCAAUCAAAUGACAAAGACAAAUCUUCACAAAAAUCAUCAUCAACAGAUAAAAUUACAUCUGAACCACCUCAAGAUGUUGAGCAUGAAAAAACUAGUAAUUCAAACGAAUCAGAAAAACUUACAGAACUAAAUUCAUCCACAACUAUCUCAAAAGAACAACCAUCAAUACAUACUGAUAUAAAUACAAGUCCUCUGUCACAGCUUCCAUCCGAAAUAAAUUCUGUUGCUUCACCCCAAAAGCAACGUUCUCAAAGGUAUAUAUUUGAUGAUGAUGAUGACGAUGAACUUUCAGAUAUUGAUGAUGACGAUGAACUUUCAGAUGUUGAUGAUACAAUUGAAUUCAACAGAACACCAAGAAGAGAUAGAGUAAAAGUUAAUGUUGAAGAUGAUUCUGAUGCCGAAACAGUACAUGGAGGUUCCCCUAAGGCAUCUAGAAUAAAUAGCCAUAUCACCAAAGACUUAAAUGACAGUGACACUCCAAAUAAAACAAAUCAAGAGGACUCGGAUUAUCACAAAAAGAUAAUUCAAGAACGACUAGAUAGAAGAAGCGCGUCAAAAUCAAGCUCGCCACAUAGACACAACACCAAAAAAAUGAAAACUUCAAGAGAUACACAAGGUAGACUUAAAUUACAAAAAGUUUGUGAAAAGGGUCAUUAUGAGCAAGCUAAAUUUUUGAUUGAAGAAGGAGCUGACGUUAAUGAUAGUGAUUAUGCUGGUAAUACUGCGUUACAUGAGGCUGCUUUGAAAGGUCAUACGGAUGUUGUAGAGCUAUUAUUAGAAAAUGGAGCUGAUCCUAAUAAACAAACAGGUGCAGCUGAUCUUGAUACGCCAUUGAUUGAUGCUGCUGUAUCCAUGCAUAUACCUACAAUUGAACUGCUAUUGAAAUUUGGUGCAGAUCCAAGUAAAAGGAAUACAAAUGGUGAUAAUGCAUUCGAUUCAGUUCCAGAGGAUGAAGAUACAAAUUAUGUAAAAGAUCUGAUGAGAAAAGCUUAUUUAAGAUUAAAGGAGCAAGGUAAAGAUAGUCUUUCUCUGAGGGAACAUACCCAAUAUGAUGACACAUUUGUUGAACUGGCAACAAAAGAAGGAAAAUCAGAAUUAUAUUGUAAUGCUUUGAAAGAUAAUCAAGCUUUUGUUGGUAAAUAUUUCGGCCUGGGGGGUAAACCUGAUAAGGCAAGUUUAGGAGUUGCUGCUAAAUAUGGAAACCAUGAAAUUGUUAAUUUAUUCUUAGCUUUCGGUUGCAAUGCUGACUCUUAUGAUGCAGAUGGUACUACACCUUUAAUGAACUCUGUUGGUAAAGGUCAUAUAGAUACUGUUAGAUUGUUGCUCGAGUCUGGAUCUAACCCUUCAAAAGAUUCAAAAGCUGGUAAAAGUGUUCUAGAAUUCGCUGAAGAUUCACUUGUUAGAGAUGAGGAUGAAAUUAAGCUGAUUAAAGAUGCUAUUGCUGCUAAAUCAGGCUCUGGUAAUAGAUCAGAAAAACGUGAAGGCUCUAAAAAGAGAAAAUCAAACACCAAAGAAGAUUUUGUUGAACAUCCAGAGAGAAGAAAACAACAAAAGCAAUCAUCUAAACCACUACAUGAUCAUAAACAAAAGGAUAAGGAAACCAGAGUUAAACAACAUGAUAAAGCUCAUGAUCAAUAUAAGUCAAGAGAAAGUUCUAAAGUAAGAUCUAAUGAAGAAGAAAGUCGUGAAUCUCGCAAGGAGCAGAAAGAAAAUACAAACCACAAAAUACAUAAGGAUCACAAAGAUCAUAGGGAUCAUAAGGAAUCUGUGAAACAUAAAGAAAAGCUCCAGCCAAAGAAUAAAAUUGAAAAUUCAACUUCAAGUCACAUGAAAGAUAAUGCAGAUCGUAAACAAGAUUUAUUCAAACCAUCAGUUACAAAACCUGAAACAAUGAAAAGAUCAAAUAGUAACAAUGCAACCUCAGAUCAUGUUGAAGAUCCUAUUGAACCCAUCUCUAAGCCAGAGCAUAUACCUCAUAUUGAAACUGAAGAGGAAAAAGCUGCUAGAUUAUUGAAAGAAAAAGAAGAUCAAAAGAAAAGAGAAGAGUAUGAAGCUGCAAAAAUUGCAAAACGUAGGGAAAGAGAACAACAGUUUUUGAUCAAUUUUGAAAAUGAAGAGCAGAAAAAGGAAGAAGAAUUGAAAAAAUUAGCUGAAUAUAGGGCUGAACAACAGAUUAAAGAAAUGAAAGAAAAUGAAGCAAGAGCAAAACUUGAAGAAGAAAAAAGAAUAAUCAUGUCACAAAAAGAAGAGACAGAAAAAAGAAAGAAAAUUCGUGAAGCUUAUCCUUAUGGUCUACAACAUGCUACUUUUGAUGCAAACAGGACUAAAGAAGAUGUUCUAAAAUAUAUUCCAUUGUAUUAUUUCAAUAGAGAUGGCGUUAAAUAUUGCUGUGAUAUUCAAGCGAUAUUAAUUGUUGGUGUUGAAAAUCUUUACAUGAAGUUUCCUGAACUCCUCAAAUCAAGAAUUGAACUUACACCAACUGAUAAAUAUAAUUUUUUCAGCUUUAUGUAUCCAUUUCUAGGUAAUUUAAAUUUAGAUACAACCGAAAAGACAAUCAUAAGCAGAAAAGAAGAUUAUCAGAAAUUCCUAAAUUUGAGUUUACAUUUUAUUGAAUAUGACAUUUUAUUGAAUGUCAUUAAGGAAAAUUUCAAUUCUCUGUUUGAUGUUGUUACAAACAGAUCUCUGGAGAUUGUUUUGAAUACAACACCAAUCCCUGUUGGUGAUUUAGCUCUACCAAAAAUACAAGAAUCAGCUAAAGAAAGACCUUCAAGCGCUAUACCAGGUACAGAAAGACCAAUUAAACUACCUUACACUUUAAAGAAUAGAUAUAACGUUGAGAAAGUGUUUCUGAGAAGUAAUAGAAGACUGUGGUAA